Messenger RNA from Poeciliopsis prolifica (blackstripe livebearer), 1440 nucleotides. It is a transcript of the gene bdkrb2, whose product is annotated as bradykinin receptor B2. Lineage: Eukaryota; Metazoa; Chordata; Actinopteri; Cyprinodontiformes; Poeciliidae. Gene Ontology annotation, cellular component: membrane. Bases 65 to 1123 code for a protein of 352 amino acids. Gene Ontology annotation, molecular function: bradykinin receptor activity. The transcript is spliced from 2 exons. Gene Ontology annotation, biological process: G protein-coupled receptor signaling pathway; vasoconstriction; immune response. The record is from RefSeq and is a predicted model, not a curated record.
AGGAGCGAGUCAGCCCCACACAGCAGCGUGUUCCUGGGAAUCGCAGCAUCUGGACUCAGGAGAGAUGACUCUUCCAGCUACCAGCUUCCCUGACCUCAACGCCACGGCGCCGUACGGCGACUAUGACGGCGCCAACGUUACGGGCUGUCCCAACCCGGAGGCCUGGGACUGGCUGGCCAGCGGAGCGCCGGUCUACAUCCUGGCCAUCAGCAUUCUGGGAAUCUUCUUCAACCUCUUCGUCCUGAUGGUCUUCAUCCUCCACAAGAAGCCCUGCACCGUGGCCGAGAUCUACCUGAGCAACCUGGCUGCUGCCGACCUGGUUCUGGUGUCCUGUCUGCCCUUCUGGGCCGUCAACAUUUACAAUCAGUACGACUGGCCUUUCGGUCAGUUCAUGUGCAAAGUCGUCAAUGUAGGCAUCAAGUUAAACGUCUACUGCAGCAUCUAUUUCCUGGUUCUGGUUGGCAUAGACCGGUAUGUGGCGCUGGUGCACGCUUUGUCGCAUGGUAGAAUGCGCAGGCCAAAGUAUGCUAAGCUAGGCUGCCUGCUAACAUGGGGCUUCGGCUUGUUGCUCAGCAUCCCAACAUUAAUCUUCAGAGAGGUGAGGCAUUUUCCUGAGUAUGGAGUUUACGCCUGCUACCUGGAAUACCCCAACCUGACCGUAGAGAUUCUCUACGACUGGAUGCUGCUGGUUCUCAGCUUCGUCAUUCCUGUUUCCAUCAUCUUGUUCUGCACUUUGAGGAUCAUCCGGGCGCUGAAGAAGCAGUCGAUAGAAAGGUUCAACGCUGAGAAGACAGAGCAGAAGGCCACCAUCUUGGUUCUGGUGGUCCUGCUGGCCUUCCUCCUCUGCUGGGUGCCGUUCCACCUCGUCACCAUCCUGAACAUCCUGGAGCGGGUCAAAGUCCUGGGAGGGUGCCAGCUGUCGUCCGCGCUGGACAUCUGCAACCAGAUCUUCACCUACCUGGGCUUCUUCAACAGCGUCCUGAACCCAGUGCUGUACGUCAUCGUCGGGAAGAACUUCAGGAAGAAAGUUCAGGAACUCGUGAACCAGUGGAGCAUCAAGAGAAGGAUAACGUCUGAGUCCACUCGCUCCAAUUUAUCCUCCACACUCAAGACGUUAGUGUGAAACCAAACGACGAACUGCUCAGCAGAGAUGUAAAUAUGUGUUCAUAUGAUAAUAAAGUGUAUACGGUUUUAAUGUUACUUGUAGAAAAUUGUUGCAUUUCAAAGCCAAAUCUUGUUUUACUAUUAUAAACUACAAAGUAUAAGCUAUUUUUCAUUACUGUUGAGUCAUUUUUAAUUGAAAAUGUGUUCAUGUGCUGCAAAUAUGGAAGUAACUUAGAUGAAGUGAAUGGUUUCUGUGAAAUGUAAAAAAGCUUUCCAUACUCAGUUUUAGAGAGUAGUGAGUGAAAACCUAAUAAAGUUGCUUUUCUCAUUGACAAA